This is a messenger RNA of Phanerochaete carnosa HHB-10118-sp, 1468 nucleotides long. RefSeq lists its product as uncharacterized. The coding region runs from base 178 to 1209 and encodes 343 amino acids. The record is from RefSeq and is a predicted model, not a curated record. The transcript has 6 exons. Lineage: Eukaryota; Fungi; Basidiomycota; Agaricomycetes; Polyporales; Phanerochaetaceae. Gene Ontology annotation, molecular function: antiporter activity. Gene Ontology annotation, cellular component: trans-Golgi network; Golgi apparatus; endosome.
UUUUUCGUCUCCUCGCCCUGAAGCAGGCUUUGUCCCACCCUCGUCACUCCCUCAUUUCCGUCCUGCACACUCUUCUCUGACCUUGAUUUAUUUUGCCUAAACGCUUCAGCCCAAUCUACAUCGGCCCACGCCUACCCUCACCCCGCGACGACCUCACUCAACUCCCGCACGCCCAUCAUGGCCAACGAGAAAGACUAUGCCCAUGUCUCCACUGAUGUUGAGGAGAAGCGAGAUCAGAUGCUCGAAGUGGAACUCGAGAAGGAGGAUAAACAGGAGGCCCUGCCUUCACCGGUCUCUGCCCAGACACAACGCUCGAAGCCCAAGCUCUCCGCGGCAGCCAUCAUCCCUGUCUGGAUCGUGCUUAGCUCGUCUGUGAUUAUCUACAAUAACUAUCUGUACAACACCCUCGAUUUCAAGUUUCCAGUCUUUCUGGUUACCUGGCAUCUGACCUUUGCGGCCAUUGGAACUCGAGUUCUUCAACGAACGACAUCUCUUCUUGACGGCGCAAAGGAUGUUCGCAUCUCCAAGGAUAUGUUCCUGCGGUCUAUCCUACCCAUAGGUCUACUUUUCAGCGCGUCUUUAAUCCUCAGCAACACAGCGUAUCUGUAUCUCAGCGUGGCUUACAUCCAAAUGCUCAAGGCGUUCACUCCCGUUGCUAUUCUCCUCAUCUCUUGGACGUUCAAGCUGCAAGAUCCUAACAAGAAGCUCGCAGUGAUUAUCUUGAUGAUCUCCUGUGGCGUUGCUCUCGCGUCCAAGGGCGAGCUGCGGUUCGACCCCAUCGGUUUCCUUACUCAGGCAGCUGCAGUCGCGUUCGAGGCUUCCCGCCUGGUGAUGAUCCAGAUUCUUUUGCACGGCCUCAAGAUGGACCCUCUCGUCUCGUUGCACUACUAUGCACCGGUCUGUGCGCUGAUCAAUCUCCUGGUCAUUCCCUUCACGGAGGGUCUCGCUCCGUUCAUGGAGGUCAUGCGGGUCGGUCCGUGGAUUCUCGUAAGCAACGCUUGCGUCGCCUUCCUGCUCAACAUCGCCGCUGUGUUCCUUGUUGGCGCUGGAAGUGGUCUCGUCCUCACGCUCGCUGGUGUCUUCAAGGACAUUCUACUGAUCACGGGCUCUGUCCUCAUCUUCGGCAGCCUUAUCACUCCGCUUCAAGUAAUCGGCUAUUCAAUCGCCCUUGCAGGUCUUAUCCUCUACAAGACUGCGGGCAGCAAGUAGGCAUCGGUCUGGACAAUCCCUACACUCAUCGCGCCCCUCUCAGCUAGAUCUGAUAUCGGUCUCUCGAUGCAUGGACUUUUUGAGGUCCUUCGCAUCGCCUCUAGACUCCUUCCUAGACUAUUAUGGACGCGUGUGUGGGCCCCGUGCUGGGUGUACUCUACGUGCUUUAGCACUGCGACCCUUACUGGCAUAUAGGCUGCCGGUCACCGCGUUGUAGAACCUCCUUGCCUGUUGCACUUGUCCUACAAAAACUCUGCGC